This is a messenger RNA of Thalassophryne amazonica, 4452 nucleotides long. RefSeq names its product Tax1 (human T-cell leukemia virus type I) binding protein 1a (gene tax1bp1a). The record is from RefSeq and is a predicted model, not a curated record. The transcript is spliced from 17 exons. Lineage: Eukaryota; Metazoa; Chordata; Actinopteri; Batrachoidiformes; Batrachoididae. The coding region runs from base 159 to 3005 and encodes 948 amino acids.
AGCAUCCCGGAAGUUCAGCAUCAUCUGUUCCUUUAGGAAGAGACGCGCUGAUAACCGGGAUAUAACAUCAGCCGUACGGGUGGAAAUGUAAUCCAUUUCCCACCUUAUUUUUCAAGUGGAAUAUCACAUGGGGCAAAUGAAGUAAUCAGCAGGAUACAAUGUCAUCAUUCCAGGUGGUGGAUUCAUCACCGGGCAGCAGCGUCAGCAUUAUGGAGACGUCAAACUUUGCCCAUGUCAUCUUCCAGAAUGUGGGGAAAAGUUUCCUUCCCCAGGCCCCCCUGGAGUGUCGGUACACUCUGACGCCUUAUAUUACACCUCACCCAAAAGACUGGGUGGGCAUCUUCAAGGUGGGAUGGAGCACAGCCAGGGAUUACUACACCUUUCUUUGGUCUCCUAUGCCUGAGAACUACGAACCAGGAAGUACUGUUCACAGAACUGUAGUGUUCCAAGGGUACUACGUUCCGAAGUCUGAUGGAGAGUUCUACCAGUUCUGUUAUGUCACACAUGCCGGUGAUAUCAGAGGCGCCAGCACGCCAUUCCAAUUCAGGUCGGCCACUCCCACAGAAGAGCUGCUGACUGUUACUGAGGAUGACAGCAAUUCAGACAUACUGGUCGUCACCACCAAGACUGGCCUACUAGAGCGCGUGGAGGAGGCGCAGCAGGAGCGUCGGGAACUGCUGAAGGCCAUGCGCCUGCUGCAGGAGGAGAAACAGCAGCUGCAGGAGGAACAGAAGCGACUGACCAGGGAGAGGGAGCAGGAGAGGGAGACAUGCUGCCUGUUGCGAACACACAAUCAGGAGCUGCUGCGCUCAUCACAGGGCCUCUCAGAAGAGAGAGAGGAGGUGAGGAGGAGGUUGACAGAGGCCACAGACCGUGUCCGCCAGCUGGAGGAGGACCUGCUAGGAGUCACCCAGAGAGGCCUGCAGAAGGAGACAGAGCUUGAUUGUCUGCGUGAUCGCCUGAAGAAGCUGACAGCAGAGAGAGACAGCCUGGAAAGUCAGUUGAAAAAUGAGAAGGAUGAGAGAGACCUGUACAAGGCUCACCUGCGGAGCACCGAGUUGGAGAACACUAAGCUGAGUGCAGAGCUGCAGAUGCUGAAGGCAGUGGAGUUGAACCGGGAAGUGACCAUCGCCCAAUUCCAGGAAGAACUGGAGAGGCUCAGAGUUUGCGUUGCCCAGCGGGACGCCCUGGAAAAAGAGCUGCUGGCGCACAAGGCUGAUAAGGCAGAGCUGGCCCGUGUGCGUGAGCAGCUUCGCCAGGUAGAAGAGCAGCUUCAGGCGUCCCGGCAGCAGGCUUCCUUACUCGCCUCUGAGCUGCGAGACUCCGCCAGCACCCGUGACCACACGAUGGCCGAGCUAUACCGUGCCCGCCUGGAGGUGGACAAACUCCAUGCCAGCCUAGCUGAUGCUCAAGCGGAGUGCCAGCGCAUGGAGAGCCAGCUGGACCGCAUGAGGAACACUGCACAAAAGGAAGUGGGUGUCGGGACCGGUGAGGAGGUGUCGCCAAGCAUCCUGGUGGUGUCUGAGGCAGAGGCCGAGCUGCAGAGGGAGGUAGACGAGCUGAAGCUGCGUCUCCACAUGGCUGCUGAGCACUACAAGGAGAAGUACAGGGAGUGCCAGCGGCUCCGUAGACAGGUGGCCAAACUCAACACAAAUGAUGCACAGGCGGAACCAAAGAGGAACGUAUCUACGGAGAUAACACAGGAGCCGAUGACCCCUAGUCCCAAGUCACCCACUGCAGAGAACAUAGCUACUGCCAUCCUCCAUGAAGCCGCUGAAAUGACAGUCCCUUCACAUUACGACGAGAAAGAACCAGAACCCACACAAAAGGAUACAGAAAAGGAGGAGAAGGCAAAGGUGGAGGCUGAGAAAGAAGUGAACCAAAGAGAGGACACAGAAAAACAAAUUGCCGUUCAAAAGGGGCCGACGAGCGAGAGCCUGACGGAGGACAGUCUGAGAAUGGCGAGCUGGGUGGAGGUGGAGAACGAGAGGCUGGAGGCCGACGAGGCCGGCAUGGCGGAAAGGUCGGGCAGUGCUGAGGAUGUGAAGGACAGUGUGGAAAAACAGGCAGUGUUGGAGGUUGAGGAGACGCACAUGAGGAAGGCAGAGAAGGAACAGACUCGUUCUGUGGAGGAGGAGCUCGCAGUGAUGGAGGAAAAAUGGAAGGAGCAGUGCGCCAUCAAUGAGACGCUCAAGCAGCGACUGGCGAACGAGGAGGAGCGCUUCAGAGUGCAGAUGGCAGAGCGAGUCAGCGAGGUGACAGAACUGAAGCGGAACCUAGCCCAAGCCCUGAGAGAAAAAGAACAACUGCGGGAGGAGCUGCAGCACUACGUGUCCAGGCAGCGGGAGCACAACGCUGCUGUUCAGGGUGCUGAGGUCAGACAGCCGAUGGUGCUCCGCUACCCGCUGCCCUAUCCCCAAGACCCGUCCCCACCACCGCUGGUUCCACACAGUCCUGCCGAGCUGCAGUACGGCAAUCCUUACUCCACGGACACCACAAAAGACCGGGCGGAUGCCUCGAUCUCUCCUGAGCACAUAUCCCGCCCUCCGCCGGAGGCCCCGCCCUGUGUCCCUCCUUGUGCGCCUCCCAUCACACCUCCGAGUCCAGGCCUGGGGCGAGCAGGCUGGGACAGAGAUGUGGUCUGUAUCCAGCCUGCCCGCAACACCAGUCCCCCCGACAACUUGGAGCACCCAGCAAAUGAACCACACAACGUGGGUGAUGGAACUCAGCCAACAUGUGAUCAUCAGUCAGGCAAACGAAAUGAAGCCCGGAGUAGCUUCUGUUUUGAUUCAAGUAGUGACGUGCACAAGCGCUGCCCGCUGUGCGAGGUGAUCUUCCCGCCCCACUUCGAGCAGCGUAGCUUUGAGCAGCACGUGGAGAGCCACUGGAAGGUUUGCCCCGUCUGCUCCGAGCAGUUCCCCCUCAACUGUCAGCAGCAGCUCUUCGAGAGGCACGUGCUCACACACUUUGAUGGCCACGUGCUCAACUUCGAGCAGAUUGAAUAGGACCAGGACCAAGUUCAACACGGAGCAUUUUCGGGCGAGCGUAGAGCUAGCGAUAAAGGUCAAUACUUGUCAGCUAUUAGUUACUCUCGAGUGAGGUUUAAUUAAAUUGUUGAAAGGUUUUUUUUAUUAUUAUUAUUUAUUUCAUUCUUGAAGGGAGCACUGUUUGGCCUUUUGUGGCUAAUCAAAGAUAUCCUAGUAGCUUUUACCAUAAAACACAAUAGUGCUGGGCUGCUGUGUCUCUAUUACUUUUGUAUCAUUUUGAUGCUCAUCUUUAUGCUUCUAGAGACAAACCCAUUGGUGAUGCAUGCAUUUUUUUUUUGUGCAUUUAAAAUUGGUGCAGAAACGCAAAAUAUGGUGUUGGAAAAUUUUCAUCAGGGCCUGAACGUGAACUGGUUAAAUGCAGGACAAAAAUCAGUGGGAUUGGCUUUUGAACAAGUCCAGAAAAAUGAAGGAUUUGACUGUCCACAAGUCAAAGCACUGAAAGGACAGAUUGAAUAGAAAAACCUGUUAGAAGAUGAUAGAUUGGAGGAUAGUGUUUUAGACUUGAACAGGAAGUGAUCUGUGAUUUCUUCCAAACCAGAGUACUAACAUUUGAUUCCACAAUGUUAAUCAAAGAUGUCAGGUGGUUCAAAAAACAAAAUAGCAUUAUGUUUUCAUGUAUCUGCACUAAAUGAGGCUUUAUCCUGAAUGUACUGUACAUAUGAAAAUAAUCGAGUUUGUGGAGAGACCUGUGAAUUACUGUUGUGACCCUGCCUCUUCUUAUUGGUAACUCCAUUAAGCCACGUUCCCACAUACAGUGUUGACCAACUGUCCACAAAUACGCCAUGUCGAAGGUGUUGUGAACUUUGACCAUGUCCUACAUAAAAGUCAACUCAAGUCUUUUCUACAACACUAUGACUUUAUUACAAUGUAGAAGGCUAUUUAUCAUGAUUGAACCACCAUGAUUUAGAAUGACGUGCUAUCAAGACGAGUAAGAUUACAUAAAACACUUAAUAUGUCUCUAGUUUGUAUAUGACACCAUCAAGACUACUGGGACUGUUGUUACGUUGCAUAAUAAGAUGCAGUAAGAUGGAGUUACAGAAAAAUGUUUUUGAUGACAACUGGUCCAGAACCCUGUCUUGACACAAUAUCCAAGAAUCCCCAAGACUGCCUUCAAGAUGUUGGCAAGACCAAGUAAGGCCCCGUUUGGAUUUGGCUAGUUUCACAUGGAAGGUGGGGUAAAGCAAGUAUUACCAAUUUUUCAGUGAUUUUUGUCAAGUUCAAAUAAAUCAGUUCGGCCAUUUUUAGACUGUGCACUACUGUCGGUUGAUUCCACCGCCUUUUACCUUCUGGUAAACAAUGUGUUGAAAUAACGCUGUUGUAUUAGUCCUGUACAAAUAGAGACAUUGGUAAUAUCCUGUGGAAAAGUUUCCCCAGUUUAUUUAAAGUAUGGAGGUGCUUAAAAAAA